AUGACCAUUGAAGAGAUAGAGAAAGAAUUAUAUCACUUUAAAUCAUAUCAUGAAGUUACAAAUAAUAGCAUUAAAAUGAUUUGUCCUAAUGAAAUAAGUUAUAGAAAUUAUGCAAUUAAAUAUUAUUGUAAGAAUCAAUUUGAAUAUAAAGCUGAACUUGGUAAAAUCUGUCAAUUAAAUGAAGAGAAAUAUUACAAUAAAUUAAUGGAAUAUAGUCUUCAAAAGAUGAUGCCUUAUCCAUAUCAUUUAAUUGGUAUUGGAUUCUUUAAUUCAAUAAACCAUUCUGAUAAACUUAAUCCACCAAAAUAUUAUGCUCAAUUAAUUAAAAAAUUGUUAAAUGAAGGACUUCCAUUUGAUAGAUUGCCAGCAUUUACUGCUCGUGAUGUUUUUAGAUUUCUUGGAGUUUCAAGGAAUCAAUUUACUGAAAUAGCAAAUAGAUUUAAAUCAGAAAAAAGAAAAUUAUUAUCAAGAAAGUUUCCACUUAAUUUUGAAGUAAAACAACCAAAUUGUCAACCAUGGUGGAUAAUAAGAACAUACUCAAAUAAUAAUGAAGGAAAAUUAACUUUUAAUGAAAAAUUUGUAAAAGAUUGUUUAGACAAAGAAAUAUAUUUAUCAAAUGUAUUUAUUAUUAUUCGAAUUGAAGAAAAAGAUUCAUUUAUACCAAUUAUUCAUGACAACAUUAUUAUUACAAGAACAACAAAAAUGGAAUAUAUUUAUUAUCGUAUUUUAUUAAUUAUAGAUGAUAGACUUACUGUUAAAGAUCUUGUAUCAAUUCUUAUUGAUCCAAAUGAUCGUUUAAUGUUACAAAAGAAAGGAGAAAUAAUGAAAGCAAUAUCUUAUUUGGUUCGUCUUAAUAGAUUAAAUAAAGUUGAAAUUAGAGAUAUUCAAUAUAAUGGAAUAACACCACCAACACCUCGACUAAAUCAACAAAUAAAGAAAAGAGUUUGUUUUAUUGUAGAUGAAGCAGUAGUUUCUACUUUAAUGACUGGAAUUACUAAAACAGAUGAUAUCAAAAGAAUUGUAGUUCAUCUUUUUGAAACAGGAAGACUUACUAAUGAUCAAGUAUAUGCACUUAUAUGUCUUAUUGAACUUCUCAAAACACAACCAUGUGCAAAAGAUUCAAGAGCACACUAUAAAAAGUUUUUUAAUGUUGGUAAUUCAUUAGUAAAUGUAAUAAAAUCAUUACAACAAUUAAUCUGUAAUGAAGAAAUAUUUGGAUUAUGUGAUGGAAUUGAAAUUGUAAAAAUGGAAUGUUUAAAAUAUUUAACUGAAAAAGAAAAAGAAAGUUAUAGAAAGAAAUAUACAAGUGCAUUAAUUGGUUCUAAUAGUAAAAUUAUAUCAUGUCAACAUUCUCCAUUUUCACCUCAAUUAAUACCACAUUCUGUAUUGUCUAGUUAUUUAUUUACAAUAUUUUUAAAUUAU
Entamoeba dispar SAW760 is the source of this 1422-nucleotide messenger RNA. RefSeq lists its product as uncharacterized. The transcript is spliced from 3 exons. The record is from RefSeq and is a predicted model, not a curated record. NCBI's taxonomy places the organism in Eukaryota, Evosea, Mastigamoebida, Endamoebidae. The annotation marks the transcript as partial.